AUGGUUUCUUUUGUUAACGAUAUUAAGAGCAACACGAAAACUCCUUUUGUAAACAAUUUUAAGUACAGUACAAUAGAGUCUUUUGUUACUGAGAAUAAUAGUAACGUUAUAACUCCUCUUAACAACAAGACUAAAACUAACAAAGUCCGGUGGAAAUUAUCCGAAGCCCCUCAACAAAUACUUCAGUUAUUCAACGACCCAAAUGCGGCUAUUGUCAGUGAUAAUAGUUUAACAAAUAAUGGCGGUAACAGUUCUUCAAUUGACGGUACAACAGAAUCUCAUUUACGUAGAUCAAACGUUAAAAAAUCUAAACGGUAUUCAUUCAGAAAACAAAUGUAUCCGCGAAGGUCACCAGAUUCUUCGUCGGAUGAUGAUGAUUACGUGUUGAGAGUUAAUAUUUACGAAAUAUAUCGCAAAAAUCCGAAUCUAUUGUUAAAGACCUUAAAAGAAAGUAAAGAAGUUGAACAAAAACCAAAGGAGAAUCCAUUCGUUUUAAGUUUAAAUGAAUUGAUCUACAAGAUAAUUUUAUUAAACAUUAAUCAUAAUUCAUUGAAUUUCACUAAAUGUCGUAUAACAUGGCAUAAUGGAUCUAAACCACUCUAUAUUAAAGAUUUGGAGGGAUAUAACUUGCUUCAUGAUGAGGAGCGUAAAGUUUGUUCAACGUUGCGAAUGCCACCAUUGCAGUAUUUGAGAGGAAAGUUGGCAAUACUUAACGCUGCAGAAGAGUUCCAGAGUAAUAAUAAAAUUUUCAAGAAAGUAGACGCUCAACAUUUAGUAAACUUUGAUGUAAAUAAGGCUUCUAAACUUUGGCAAUUUUUUAAUAGGCUCGGCUGGAUUUAA
Messenger RNA from Funneliformis caledonium, 840 nucleotides. Lineage: Eukaryota; Fungi; Glomeromycota; Glomeromycetes; Glomerales; Glomeraceae. The record is from the annotation of a GenBank genome assembly.